Messenger RNA from Mauremys reevesii (Reeves's turtle), 1776 nucleotides. RefSeq names its product ubiquitin-conjugating enzyme E2 E2. The transcript is spliced from 6 exons. Gene Ontology annotation, cellular component: nucleus. The record is from RefSeq and is a predicted model, not a curated record. Gene Ontology annotation, biological process: protein polyubiquitination. The coding region runs from base 160 to 765 and encodes 201 amino acids. NCBI's taxonomy places the organism in Eukaryota, Metazoa, Chordata, Testudines, Geoemydidae. Gene Ontology annotation, molecular function: ubiquitin conjugating enzyme activity.
GCGGCGGCGGCAGCGGCAGCAGUAGCCGAGGGGGCAGCGCGCAGCCCCACCCCUCGCCUGGCCCGAGCCGGGCCGCCCGCUCGCCGUGCCGUGCAGCGCAGCGCCCGCAGCCAGAGCCGGCACCAGCCCUAGCCCUGCGCCUGCAGCCCAGAGUCUAAAAUGUCCACUGAAGGGCAAAGAGUUGAUGAUAGCCCAAGCACUAGUGGAGGCAGCUCUGAUGGAGACCAACGUGAGGGUGUUCAGCAAGAGCAAGAAAGGGAGCAGGUUCAACCCAAGAAGAAGGAGGGCAAGAUCUCUAGCAAAACAGCCGCUAAACUAUCAACUAGUGCUAAAAGAAUUCAGAAAGAACUUGCAGAAAUUACAUUAGACCCUCCUCCAAACUGUAGUGCUGGACCCAAAGGAGACAACAUUUAUGAAUGGAGGUCAACUAUACUGGGGCCUCCAGGUUCUGUGUAUGAAGGGGGAGUUUUCUUCCUUGACAUUACCUUUUCACCAGACUAUCCUUUUAAACCACCUAAGGUUACAUUUCGGACAAGAAUCUAUCACUGUAAUAUUAACAGCCAAGGAGUGAUCUGCCUUGACAUUUUAAAAGACAACUGGAGUCCAGCAUUAACCAUUUCUAAAGUUCUCCUCUCCAUCUGCUCACUUCUUACAGACUGCAACCCUGCUGACCCCCUGGUUGGAAGUAUUGCCACUCAGUAUAUGACUAACAGAGCAGAGCAUGACAGAAUGGCAAGACAGUGGACCAAGAGAUAUGCUACAUAGGAAUCUACUAUAGAACAUGCUGGACCUGUGCAAGCACAUUCACUAAGUGCAUCAAUAGCCCUUCCCUCCCCUUUGUUCUUAUUUUUUAUUACAUUUUGAACAAUUUUGUGACAAAAGGUUCCUUCCUUCCUUCCUUUCUGUUUUUAUUUGUAUUUGGUUCUUUGUUUGUUUGUUUUGGUUUUGGUUUUUCAUUCUGUUAACUUGAAAGUUGCUUCCCUCAAAUGUAGACAGGGAAUUUUGGUUAUCAGUGCAAAGAAUGUUGGAUCUGUAAUAGUAUAGAGCUUUGUCCCAAAGCUUUGUAUUGAUGUGUGGUUUUUUUCCUUUCAUGUGGUCUUUGGGAAAACAAACAAAUUCAGAAUUAUAUCUCGUUUCUACUUAAAUGUAGUGUUUAGGGUUAUUUUUUUGUACUGAAGUCUUUAAUGGUGGGUGCAUGCUACUGGGAACAAGUUUUGUAUAAAAGCUUAAAAUCAAGAAUCACUGUGCAUUACUAAGACUGUGUUUAUCACUAGCCUUCUGUUUCCCGCACAGAAGGCUAUUGGGUUGAACAAAAGAAUAUGUAUUUUGAUUUACUUUAAAAAAAAAGUGCUUGUAAAUUUCUUAGGGACCUGCCACUUUGGACUGUGGAUCAGUUGAUGUACACUUGUAUUAUUAAAGCACUCAAUAAAACACUGUGGCUGAUAAAUGCACUUUUUGUAAGACAGUGCUUUUGCUUUUUGUAGAGUGUAAAUGGUAUAGCUCUGCAUGCAAUUAAACUUGCAUAAUACCAUUGCAAGUUAAGCCAUUAUGUUUAGUCCUGAACUUUUAAUUUCUCCUUGACAAUAAGUUUCUUAAAAUGUAGAAUUUCUCAAUAAACUCUAGCUUCAAUAUAAGCUUUUUUUUUUAAUGUAGUAAAAAAAGCUACCCUCUUACUUACUGGUGCCCAGCUACCCCGAAACCUCCUAUAUAUCUUCUUUUCUACAUCCAUCUUGAUUGUAAUAGUUAAAACAGCUGGUUACAAAAAUAGCCCCACAA